Malaclemys terrapin pileata is the source of this 6340-nucleotide messenger RNA. RefSeq names its product hook microtubule tethering protein 1 (gene HOOK1). Gene Ontology annotation, cellular component: cytoplasm; centrosome. Lineage: Eukaryota; Metazoa; Chordata; Testudines; Emydidae. The transcript is spliced from 23 exons. Gene Ontology annotation, biological process: cytoskeleton-dependent intracellular transport; cytoplasmic microtubule organization. Gene Ontology annotation, molecular function: dynein light intermediate chain binding; microtubule binding. The record is from RefSeq and is a predicted model, not a curated record. The coding region runs from base 33 to 2234 and encodes 733 amino acids.
GCUCAGAGGAGCAGGCCGCCGCCGCCGCCGCCAUGGAGGCGAAGCCCAGCGAGCUGGUGCUCUGCGACAGCCUCAUGCUCUGGUUGCAGACAUUUAAUACCUCUGGACCCUGCAAAGAUGUUCAAGACUUGACAAAUGGUGUUGCAAUGGCACAGGUACUUCAUCAAAUAGAUGUUGCCUGGUUUGAUGAAUCAUGGCUAAGCCGUAUUAAAGAAGAUGUUGGUGACAACUGGAGAAUAAAGGCCAGUAAUCUGAAAAAGGUUCUGCAAGGAAUUAUGGACUACUAUCAUGAGUUUUUAGGUCAGCAGAUUUCAGAAGAACUUGUUCCUGACUUAAAUCAGAUAUCUGAACAUUCGGAUCCUACAGAGCUGGGCAGGUUACUGCAGCUUAUUCUAGGUUGUGCAGUCAACUGUGAAAAGAAACAAGAACAUAUCCAAAAUAUAAUGACCCUAGAAGAGUCUGUUCAACAUGUUGUUAUGGCUGCUAUUCAAGAGCUCAUGAGCAAGGAAAUACUGAAUUCUGUCACAAAUGAUACAUCUGGUGAAAUGGAGCAACAGAUGAAAAGAGCCCUUGAAGACCUUCAAGAAGCACUAGCAGAAAAAGAAGAACUGAAGCAAAGAUGUCAAGAACUAGACCUGCAGGUCUCAGUCUUCCUUGAUAUUUUCCAAGAAUAUAAGAAAGCUGCCCUUCAAGAUGAAAAAAACAGCUUGAUGUCUGAAAACGAGGUCAUGAAUGACAGAUUAGACCAGUUAGAUGGCUCUCUUGAUGAUCCAAAUACUGUUGUUGCAAAAAAGUAUUUCCAUGUACAGCUGCAGCUAGAACAACUGCAGGAAGAAAACUUCAGGCUUGAAGCUGCAAAGGAUGAUUAUCGUGUUCACUGUGAAGAUCUGGAGAAACAACUGAUUGAGCUGCAACAUAGAAAUGAUGAGUUGACCUGUUUGGCAGAAGAAUCUAGGGCCCUAAAAGAUGAAAUUGACAUUCUUAGAACUUUUGCAGAUAAGGCAAGUAAACUGGAGUCAACAGUUGAAGUGUAUCGUAAAAAACUGGAGGACUUGAAUGACUUCCGCCGACAGGUGAAGUCUCUGCAAGACACCAACAUGAUGUAUAUGCAUAAUACAGUCAGCCUAGAGGAAGAGCUAAAGAAGGCAAAUGCAGCACGUGCUCAGCUGGAAACAUACAAAAGGCAGGUCCAGGAGCUUCAUAACAGACUUUCGGAGGAGUCCAAAAGAGCUGAUACUUUAGCAUUUGAAUUGAAGCGACUUGAAGAAAAGCAUGAAGCUUUAUUCAAAGAAAAAGAGAGACUUAUAGUACAGCGUGAUGCUCUGAAAGAAACUAAUGAAGAGCUCCGGUGUUCUCAGAUGCAACAGGAUCGCCUGAAUCAAGCAGAUGCAUCUGCUGUAAAAAGUCAUGAGAAUCUUGCUGCUGAAAUUCUACCAGUGGAAUACAGAGAAAUGUUUAUUCGACUGCAGCAUGAAAACAAGAUGCUUCUCUUGCAACAAGAAGGUUCAGAAAAUGAACGUAUUGUAGAACUCCAGGAACAGCUAGAGCAAAAGCAUCGGAUGAUGAAUGAACUGGAAACAGAAAAAAGGCUAAGCAAUGAGCGUAUUGGAGAGCUGCAGCAACAGAUUGAGGAUCUCCAAAAGGCUUUGCAGGAGCAAGGAUCCAAGACAGAAGGAUCCAGCAAGCUGAAGCAGAAGAUAGAAGCACAAAUGGAAAAACUGAAUGAAGUCCAUGAUGAAUUACAGAAAAAAGAGGCACUUUUUGCAGAGCUCCAGCCAGAUGAAAAUCAGAACUCUCAAAAGAUUGAUGAGCUGGAGGCAGCUUUGCGUAAAAAAGACGAAGACAUGAAAGCAAUGGAAGAAAGAUAUAAAAUGUACCUGGAGAAAGCAAGAAAUGUGAUAAAAACCUUAGACCCCAAACUAAAUCCAGCAUCAGCAGAAAUUAUGUUGCUGAGAAAGCAGCUAAUAGAGAGAGACAAAAAAAUUGAAGCACUGGAGAGUGAAUGUAAGAUUGCCAAGUUACGUGAUUAUGAAGAAAAGCUAAUUGUAUCUGCGUGGUAUAACAAGAGCCUGGCUUUCCAGAAGCUCAGUAUGGAAUCCAGACUGGUGGGUAGCAGUACCUGCAAAGACCCUGGGUCAUGUCCUCCUGGACGCUCUUUUCUAGCACAGCAACGACAUGUCACCAAUGCCAGACGGAAUCUCUCUAUUAAAGUACCUAAUGCAACAUCGGAUUAAACCACAAAGGAAACGUUUACACUAAAGUGUCCUUAAAAUAUUUUGUGGCUUCCAUUGUAACUACCUGACCGAGGAAGAGGUUGUGAUGCUGGGCUUCAGCUAUUUUAACAUCAAAACUUAUUGAAUACACAAUGGUAAAUUAAUUUGGUGAAUGGUUUCUAAAAAUCAUCAGCACACGUAGUCUACGAAAGACUGUUGCGCCAGCAACCUUUUCUAAAAAGCAGCACUUAGAUGGAAGUAGAUUUGAAUAACUGAAGUAUGUGUUUACAAGCACAGCUUUAAAGGUUUAUAUUUGUCUUCAUAGUAUAUUGUAUAUAAAUACAAAAAAUUGGCAAUAUAUAUUAUAUUUAAUAUUUUUAGUCUGGAAUUGACUGAUUUUUUUUAGCAGAAGAACAAUUUUUGGAAAACAUCAUAAAAUUGAUAACACUAGGUAUAUUUGCUGGAUCUUUAUAACAUAAAGAAAAAUCAGUCCUUUGGCUAGAAGAGUCCAUAGUUUUAAAAUGAUGCAUUUGUGAAUCAAGAGAAUUUUGGCAUUCCAAAACUGUUUAGUGACUUCAGGACUUAACUUUUAAGACAGAAAAUAUAUCACUAUCUCAAUCAAGAAGCAGAAAGUUUCAAUCUACUUAAAAUGGUAACUACUUAAUUUGUUUAAAUUUGUGUAUAUACUUCUUAAGGAAAACCUGUCUUUAACGUGCUGAAUUCACUAAAGCCAAAAAGUCUGUCUGUUUGAAUUAAUAUAGUAGUCAAUAAUGUUUUUUAAAAAAACAACACUUUUAAAAUGUAGUUGUAUUAUAUAAUUUUUAUUACAGUCUUUGGGAGGGGGGAAAUCCCUAAUAUUUAUUCAGUUCAGUUAAACAGCUUUGCGCAUAAAAAUCACUCUUUCAUUCCUCAGGUUUUUAUAUAUUUUCUUUAAUUACUGUGAACUAAUCACAUCAAGCAGACAGGCUAAUGGAGAGAUCUUUGCGCAUGGUUAGUAACAUAGAUUGUUUGGCAUGGAAAAGAUAAAGGUACAAGACAUCCGGUAUCCCAGACCUCGGAAGAUGAACAUAGCUAGAUGGAUUGGUGUGAAAUUUAUCUGUAUCAUUAAAUUUAUUAAAUGUAAUUUGGGAUAUUGCAGAUUAUGUACUAUCUGUAUUUUAUGACUUCUAAACCAAACUUUGUACUUUGGGAUAAUUUAAGCAUUAUACCCAGAUGUAUAGACACUCUUUCCUUAAACCUGUUUAUUAGAUCAUUUUAACAGUAACUUUAAUAAAAAUUUGUUUCACACCUAUCCAUACAGCACUUCAGUUGACAUUUAUUUACAACAUGGCUAUUUUCACAUCAAAAACUUAUAAAAAAGCACCUUUAAAAAAGAUUUUUUGAAUUUUCCAUGAUCUUUAUAAACUGACUAGACCAGUCUGUCACAUCAAUAGUAAAAUAACACAGUGAAUAAAGUCACAGCAGACUUAAAAGAAACCUAAUCUAGCAAACUAAGCUAAAUAUGUGAGGCUACCAUACCUAUAGUAUAGUAAACAUCACAUGCUUGGAUUAAAAGAAUGUGUGUAUCUUUUCAAUAUUAAAGCCAUAUUAAUUUGAAAGCUGGACUCAAUUUUGCUUGCAAAAUUCAAAAUUAGGUCUUUUUGAGUUUGUAAUGAAAUAUGAAUUUUGAGUAGCUUUGCAUUUCAUUAGAUACUUCACAAGCCUCUAAAUAAGGCUUAUCUUUUGAUCUCUUGCUGUCCUAAGGUCCUGAUCAUUCUGGAAAUGGACCUCCUGCAUGAUUCCACAGGAAAAGUCUGUCCACUCGUUCAGUUUGUGUUUCUUUAAAAAAGUGUUUUGCUCUCUUUACAGUAUUAUAAAUAUCAGCAUUCAAUUUGAUUUCCUCCUAAAAUGUUUAUCAAUAGAGAGAGCUGAAAUCUAACCGUAUACUAAACUUAUUUGUAAUAAAUAUUCUAAUUGAAUUAUUGAUAUUUUGUCUUUCAAGUUCUGUCCUGCAGAAUUCUGUGCUUCUGUUGAUGUCUCUUAGUGAUGCAUUGAUAUUGCUGGAUUGUGUUUUUGUAUGUUUCUAAGCUUUGAUUGCCUACUAUUUGAUUGAAAUGGGUGGGUGGGUGGGAAGGCAACUUUUGCAGAUGUCUUAGCAUGACUCUUACGUUUAAAAGGUUUGGUAUUUUAGUAUGUUCUUUGUGAAAUGUGGAACAGAAUUAUCACUAAUAUCAUUGAAUAGGUGUUUUUCCCUGUAAAUGCGAUUUCACAAACACGGUAAUUCUUCGGCUUCCUUUUGAAAGCAAUCAUCUAGAAUAUAAUCCUAAUGGAUUCUGUCAUAUGUUAUCACAUUAGUGUUGCAGUGUCAAUAUCGAAAGUCAGGUGCUAGUAGGAAUAGAACCCUUUCACCAACCCUUCUCAAAACUGCAGACACCAGUUCCAAAGAACUUGAAUGAGGAAUAUGAUCCCUUUUACUUAGGCCUAGUCUUCACUUACCGGCUGGUCCGGCGGCACGCCAUCGAUGUUCUGGGAUCGAUUUAUCGCGUCUGGUUAAGACGCGAUAAAUCGAUCCCGGAUCGAUCCCGGAAGUGCUCACAGUCGGCGCCGGUACUCCAGCUCGCCGAGAGGAGUACGCGGCAUCGACGGGGGGAGACUUCCUGCCGCGUCUGGACUGCGGUAAGUUCGGACUAAGGUACUUCGAAUUCAGCUACGUUAUUAACGUAGCUGAAUUUGCGUACCUUAGUCCGAUUUGGGGACUUAGUGGGGACCAGGCCUUAGCUGAGGCUGUGUCAGCUAAGUAGCAGUAAGCAUUUUAGUGGUUACUCAAGGACAGCUUGGAUCUUCAGAGAAGGAUUAUCUGUAUGAGGUGUUUCUGGGAUGGCCAUCACUAUGUAUUUAGCAGUCAGAUGAAAUUUUACUUAGAAUUAUUGGAACUGGUAAAGCAGUAUGUCACUUCUUUACUAUCUGUUCAGGACUAGUUAGAAGUUGUAAAAGAACUAUUUUCACAAGUCUGGUUAAAUUUGGACCUCCACCUGCGAGUGAGGAAUUGAUCAACAGACCUCAGUAUUUGAUCACGAGCCAUUAAGCUACUAUUCAUUUCCACUUGUUUUAAGGUGGUAUAAUAAAAAAUGCAGUAGGAUUAACCUUUAUAUUGAGCAUGUUUUGAGAAUCUUUAUUGAUGGCACGCUCUUUAGAAAAGUGUUGAAUUAUUUAGCUACAAAUUACUGAGCUAUGUACAAUUGGUAUUGUUUCCCAGAUUUACUUAGUGUGGACAAUUGGGGUGAUCCAGAGACUAGGGCUAUUGGCUGUCUCGUGAUAAAUCUAAUUUAUGUUGUGUCCAGAUGUCACCACUAUAAAUGCACACAGAUUAUUAAAUGAGAUAAUUGACUCCUGCUGUAUUUCUCCAGUACAGCUAAUAAUGUUGGAAAGAAGUAACUUUCUAAUAAAGCUGGUAAUAUAGAUCCAAUGAUGAAAGAAAAAAUCCCCUUUGCACCCUAUGUUGUAAAUUACUAGAGCGUUGUUUCAUGGAUGGUUUUGGGGAUAGAGAUUUCACUUGGUGUGAGACCAUUUAAUUUGUAAUAAGAUAUUCGUAUGGGAUUAACUCUGCCCCUUUGGUUGAAAUAUGGGUGUUCUGGUGGUUCCCAUUAAUAAUUCUAAUUUUGGAUUAUUAGAUUUCUGUCAUUCCUAGGUAUAUCAGGCAGCUUUAAUACACCUAUAUUUUAAGAGCUUAAGAUACAUUCAGUGAAAUUAAUGAAAAUUUCACCUAAUAUUGGUUUUUUUCUUAACGAGAAAUAUGCAAAAGUAUUCUGUUUUCUAUCAUAAGCAUUUACUUGGUGACAACUAGUAGAAGCAAUACUAAUGUUUUAUUAAGCAGUCAUAGAUUAGGAAUUUUUUUAAAUAACAAAUGCUACUUAGUUAAUGAUGUCUAAUAAAGUAACUUUCCCAAACCUUUUACUUUUGUUUCCACUCGUUCUGCCAGGUUUGAGGUUUACUGUGUAUCAAUGUCUAAAUUUUCUGUUUUUAAAACAAACGUAAAGACUGUGUUAUCACAUAGAACUGGAAAAAAAUUGCACUAAUUUUUAAACUCUGGUUUUAUUCUUUCUCUGGAAAAUAUUAUUUUAUAUUCACAUAAAGAUUUUUAAAAUGAA